Aspergillus costaricaensis CBS 115574 is the source of this 685-nucleotide messenger RNA. RefSeq lists its product as uncharacterized. NCBI's taxonomy places the organism in Eukaryota, Fungi, Ascomycota, Eurotiomycetes, Eurotiales, Aspergillaceae. The transcript has 2 exons. The record is from RefSeq and is a predicted model, not a curated record. The coding region runs from base 53 to 685 and encodes 210 amino acids.
CUCAACCAACAACCCACCCCCCACCAUCUCCCCUUUCAUACACUCCAAACUAAUGAAAUCAUCCAACAAACCCCGCCUCUACAUCUCCCUCCACGCCCGCGGAGGCGGAAUCCGUCCCAAGAUGCCCGACAAAGAAGAUACGUAUCACUGGUCCCUAACCAUCCUCCCCAAACACAAGCACCUCUCCCCAAAAACCAAACCUAUGGUCGUUGGAACGACCUACCACGUCCGCGACCUCCCCACCCCCAUCCCCAGCACCACCGGCACAAGCACGGACAUGAUCUUCAAAUGGACCUACGACGAGCGCAGUACCACACUCGACACGAUGGUUCUUGUACGGAUAUUUAUUGGGAAGGUGGUGGAUCGGGAGAGGUUGGUUGAGAUAUUGAGGGGGGUUCCGGUUCCUGGUGGGGGAGGAGAGGGGGUAGAGGUAGAGGGAGAGGAAGGGUGGAAUUGUGUUUCUUGGGUGAGGGGGGCCAUAGAGAGAAUUAGGGAUGAUGAGAAUGAGGUUCUGGGAAAGGGGAGUGUGUUGGAGUGGAGGGUUGUUAGGGAUGCGGCGAUGGGGUUUGCGGGGAGGAAGAUGGGGGAGGGGUGGUUUAGGAGUGAUGGACCGGGUGGGAAUGGGGAUGGAGAUGGGGGUAGGGUUGCGGUGUGGGAUUUGGUGGGGGGGAGGGAAGUGGCUUAG